GCGCGCGGUGGAGGGCUCGCGCUAUUGAGUGCUGACGGGGAUAGCGAAGGCAUCAGCGGAAGGUGGUAUUGUCGUUACAGUAUCCUCUUAGUAAGUUAGUUAGUUCUAAGUUAGAAAGGGAUGUUUUGUUUUCUCAUUCAUCAGUUCGCUGUAACGAGAAGGAGAACCUCUUAACGACCGUCCGCGUGCUGCGCGUUCGGAUUGCAUUGCGGCGCAGCGUCUCGCUCGUGAACUGAAGUGACUUUUCCCUCCGAAACUGACCCGCCGUCAUGUCAUCAUCCCAUGCAGCUUUUUAAAAUGGUAUUUAUUUAUUGUUAACUUUUUUUUUUUUCCCACGAAUGAUGUGCAAGUGUUUUCCUUUCUUGCUCGCGGAACAACGGAUUCGUCACGGUUCCCUUAUCCUGGCUGUUAGCGCCACGUGAAGUGAUUAACCGAAGGUGUUUCGCGCGUGACCAGCGAACGAGGACGAGCAGCAGCAGCAGCAGCAGCAGGCGACAUCAUAAAUGCGCGGAACUUAGCGUCGCUCCGACGGCUCUUCCUCCUGUCCUGCGCACGCGACGUCGUCCACGCGAGGCGCCUUCACAAGCGGUGACCCGCCUUCACACGCGGUGACCCGCCGCCGCCGGGCGCUGAAGUGAAGAGAUGACGGAGAUGAGCGAGAAGGAGAACGAGCCGCAGAGUCUGGAGCCGCAGAGCCUGGAGCCGCUGCGCUCGCUGGGCUCCGUGUCCGUGCAGCCCGAGUCCAAGCUGCAGCGUCUCAAGCGAUCUCUCUCCUUCAAGUCCGUGAUGCGCAGCAAGAGUGUGGAGAACUUCUUCCAGCGGUCCAACAGCGAGGCUCGCUUUGCACCUGACGUUAUCACUGAUGCCCCGCCUCCUUCCCCACCCCUCCUGCAAGAAUCUCCCCUGGCCUUUGACCACUCCCCUUCCAUCUCACCUUCCCUCAGUCCAAACCCCUCCGUUACCUCACACUCACCGUCUCUGAGCCCCUCGCCUUCCUUGUCAUCCAAAGCGGCUGCUCAGCUCCGCCCCCUGAAGAUGCACUGCUUUCAAGAAUAUGUGUUCCGCCGGCCAACCCAUUGCCAGCUGUGCAAACACAUGAUCGUGGGUAACUCGAAGCAGGGCCUGCGCUGUAAAUCUUGCAAGCUGGGGGCCCACCUGUGGUGUUCAUCUGAGCUGUCCCAGCAACCCUGCAAUGGCAAGUCGGGGGCCUUCAAACGGAACUUCAGCUCCCCACUGUUGGUUAACGACCAACUUGGGGUGGUUAAGGAAGCCUCCUCCAAUCUAGAGUCUGGGAAGCCAGGCGUGGACCCGGUGUACGAGGCCCUACGCUACGGGACGUCCCUGGCACAGAUGAGUCGUUCCAGCUUCGGCAGCAUCUCUGAGUCGCCCACGCGCAGCGUAAGCGACGAAGGGGAGAACCAGGUGUCAAGCCAGUCAAUGACGGAUGAGAAGCAGCCCAGCCAGGAGACAGGUGCUCUGAGCGCAGCCUUGGAGAGCGAGAAGACUGAGUCAGAGGACAGAGACAGUGUGAAGGCACCCAAGAGGAUUGAGGUCCAUUCCAUCCACACUUACGUGGCUCUAUACAAGUUUCUCCCCCAGGAGAAGAACGACCUGGAGCUCCACCCUGGCGAUCGCGUGCAGGUCACCGAUGACUCCAACGAGGACUGGUGGAAGGGGAAGAGCAGGGACAAGGUGGGCUUCUUCCCAGCCAACUUCGUGCAGAGGGUGCGACCUGGCGAGCGGGUGUGGAGGGUCACCCAGGGUUUCCACGGCAACCGAGAGAAAGGUCAGAUGACUGUGAAAGAGUCACAGGUCUGUGUGGGGAAGAAUGACAUAAUCGAUGGCUUCUUGAGACUCAGCAGUGGGAAGAAGAGGGGUCUGGUCCCCUACACCUCCCUAGAGGAGAUCUGAUCCAGCCAAGGGGCUUCCUUUCCCCAGCUGCCCUUUCUCCCGCCUGGAACACCUCCAGCCUUGGCCUGCACACUCCCGAUCAGGAAUAAGAGGAAAAGAGCCCCCUCCCCAUCAGCACACUCCUGGGGAGGAAAGAGUGGGACUACUUGCCAGGAGGCCUGGCAUCAAUAAGAGUUCUGCUGAGCUCCGCCACUGGUCUCUGACCUCAGCACUCGAACACACCUGUUCCCCGAACCCCUGCAGUGAGAGUCUUGUGCGACGAGAGUGGGGUUUGCAGAAGCCUGGCCCUGCAGGAGCAGCGGUCGGUCCAUCUUAGGGCUUCACCGUUAUGCUCUCAGCUGCACGACAUCACCAAAAUAUAGGGAUUGAGGAUGGGGACCUUCAGAAGUUUACCCAAACCCAGCGGACAGCGCAGGGCAACUGCAAAGACAGCCAGUUCGGUUUCCUUUGCAGCCCAGUGACUUGGGAAAGGGGACGAGGUAUCUGUGUCAGAGCGCUGGGUCCUAUGUAGCUCACCAUGUCUGGACUGUUGAACAUUUGACUCAUAACUUGCAGGAAUCUCAGGUCUUGCCUCACCUGUGAACCACUAACAAACCGGCUGAAGACACAAGUGUGACUAUGGAGGCUGCACUUGGAAAGACAGAAGAAGAAACCCGACUGCAUUAAUGUGUGAGGUCAAGAGUUCAAGAGGUGGGAUUUAAGAUUGCAGCGUUUGGCGAGUCACUCCGGAAUGUGGUUGCGUGCAUUUGCCCGAACAUUUCGGGGCUCUGUGCUUUUUAACCCAUCAGCUCUGGAUUGUUGUACAGGGUCCCGCUUUGCUAGCUCAAAUCCCAGCGCCCCUGUCGGCCAUUUCCACAUGCAGGCAGGUUCCUCACUGCUGAGAUCCACACUUGUAUUCGAUGAAACACUACGAUGCAAACGGUCAUGCUGUCGUACAGCACACAGGUAAUCUCUCAGUACGACACUAACGUACUCCCACGUUGUACAUACACUCAGGCAACACUAUUUCACCGAUACAGCCAGUCCACAACUGAGCACUGUGCAUGUACUCCUACAAUACGUACGCAAAUUGAAUUAUGUAUGAAGUUCAGUAAGGCAGUCAUUCAUUAUGCAUACAAUUAGGUAACACACAGAGAGUGAUGGCGAAAUUCUCCAGAGGAACAAUCACAGUCACAUUUUUUCAGCGCGUACACACAAGAGGGCAUACAAGUCUGCCUGGAUUAGUGUUGAUUUCUCCCGACCCGCGGGGGAAGAUGAGCCGUCUGGUCUCACACCAGCAUUGUGUUCCUGUGCUCUGCAGUUAAUGGAAGGAAGCGGGGUGGAAAAUGACAAGCAAGCAGGUUCUUUAACGCACCUGCCUCGGUGGCAUUAGGAGCGGCGUACGCAGGGCUAGGGUUGCCAGGUGUUGGGGAAGAGAUACGGGAAGAGAUUCACCUUCACGCUGAGUUUCAGGUCUGACCGUUGGCUAAAGGCUGGGGAGGAAAGUCACAGCUGUUUGCUGGGGAAUGAAGAGGUGCUCUAUGGCAAACAAGCAGCAUUUGGAGCUGCUGCAGCACCAUGUGUUUCUAUGUUAAGUGGAAAGAUGCCUGAGCCCCCGACCCCCCCAGAGUUAAUAGUAGGGUUUCCUCGCAGUCAGAUGUCAUAAGCAAAUUGGCGGUUUGCGUUCAGCAAGGUAUUUAAGGGCGAGUGUAAAGGAUAUCAAUAAAUUACAGCCGUGACUUUUAGAAUAGCCUGCAGUGGAGCCCCACUGAAACAACUGGCUUUGCUUUUUUAAGUCUUUUCCUUGGGCAAAAUUUCCAUAAUUUCCCCUGAAAUUCACAAACAAGUAAUAGUAAAUAAAGACUUGUAUGAAACUUUUAAAGGGAACUCCCCUACUGAGCUUCACAUCAGUUUAUAUUUCAUCUUUAUUAAGAGAAGCUACUGAGAAGAGGUUAUACCGUAGAUUUAAUGUAUGAUUAUAGACAUGUAUGAUGGUGUUCUCACUGCAAACAGAAAAAGGUUUUAAUUUUCCAUUUUGCAAAGGAAAAACACAUGGGUCUCAUGGUGAACACCGGGGCCUUGGUGUCUCUGGCUGACACAGCUCUCUCCUCUGUGCACCCUUUGGAUCACAAGUAUUUCACAGCUCCGGCACGUUCCUGCUCUGAGGUCCAGACCCCUGGUCCCUGCAGGCACUUCUUCCCUCUCUCUGAUCUCCUUGUGCUGCACUUUUCUCAAAGAGGUUUGGUUUUCAGAUGAAACCUACGUUGUUUUCCCAAUCCAUUGUUUUCCAGACAGCUGUGGAGAUGGAGGAAGCUCUUUAGUAUCCAUGUUCGCACUCUGGUACGGCUCUUGCAAACUCCCCAAACUUUUCCCAACACACGACACAAACACCAAAUGUGGACUCGUGUUCUUUGCUUGUCAUUGUUUGUUGGCAUUCGUCACUGAACAUUUUUGCGGAAUCAACGCGUUCAACAGGCGUUUGUCAAAGUUGUCAAAAACUGGACUAAUGUGCCUUGAUUCUCAACAGAUUCCACCAAACUGUGAACUCAUGUAGCCUGUUUCCAUGGCAACUCAAAGUGUUUCCUUUCCGUGGAAAUGUCAACGUCAAAGGGACACGUAAUCCGGCAUUUUAAUUAAUCUUUGUCAAAUUUUGCCACAUCAUUUUUACAUAAUACAAAAAGUCACUUUUAGGAAUGAAAGGCAUAAAGGAGCAAGUCCCGGAGUGUCCAGCCAGUUGUAUGUCUUAUGAUAUUAUGGCAUCACGAUUGGUAUCAGUCCAGGUCCCCUGGCCCAUAGCAAAAAAAGAAAACAGAGCUGUAGACUAGAAAACUCGUGAAAAGGCCAUGUUGCGGUGGUAGAUGCUGAGUGGCUUGACACUCAAAAUGUAUGAAGCUGAAAAAGCACCUUGUGUGUGUGUGUGUGUGUGUAUGUGAACCGAGAUGUACUGGCACAUUAAUGAAUCUGUCGGGAAACAUACGGUUAUAAAUAAACGCCUUUUUUACUACAAGCUACCGUUAAGGUUCUUAACCGGUGUGAGGGAGCUCUGUGCUGUGAUGCUGAGCGGGUUGGCUGGAGACGAACUGCACAGAGCUACAGCGCUCAUGUUGGCGAGAUGCGUUAAAGGCUGGCUGUGACAAAUUCCGGGUGGCUUUGCAGAAAAAGCAGAAGGCAGCGCCAAAGCAAGCAGACAGGUGGCUCCAGCUGUGAUUAGGCUGCUGUCUUCAGCCCUGGGCCGCAGUUGUUCUCCCUACACAGGCCUCCGUUUCUGCAGACACGAGCAAAUGCGCGUGCCUCUCGUACACCUUUACACAUCUACCUCUUGUCGAGUGCCAGGCCCUGCAGCCCGACGGCACAGAGCACAACAACAAGCACAACGCGGUGCGGUGAGAUCCAGGUGCGGCUGCUGUCGGUGCGGAGGAAGCGCAGGCGCCCUCUCUUCAGCACCCUGGACAGGACCCGGCCGACGUGCGGCGCUGUCUGUGGUGCUGAACACCUGGCGAGCUUUGGUUCUCAACGUUCGGGAUCUCGUGGUCAAAGUACCGCCGUAGGCAAAUCGAUCCUUGAUUUAAACCCCCCUCUAAUCAUAGUAAAUAGAUCGAAGGUUAUUAAACGGCUGCUUUGAAAGGUCCUUGGUUUCUGCUUCCCAUCUGGUAUUUUCAAUGCAACAAACUCAUUUUCAGUUUCUGGAUGGCAGUUCAGAAGGAAGAAUAUUGUUCAGUGAGGUACCGGCCAUAACCUUCACUACACAAGAAAGAGUUUGGCCAGUUCAUCGGGCUCAUCGGGCUCAUGCUUUAUCGCAGCAAAUGUAGCACUCGGUAAUCUUUCGUUAACAUACAGUAUGCAUUUUUAUCAUGUCAACUUGUUAGAAAAGUUGCUUAUUUACUCACUGGUAUCAGCUGAAAAAUAACUUAGUUUGGAUCCCAUUCCGAAGUCAUACGUUCAAAAAUGUCUUUGUGUUGAUUUUUAAAUUCAAAUUAAGCGUGCAUUUCAUGCUUUGAAUCAUACCGAUUACAAAAAGCAGGGUGGCUAUUUACAUGGUACGGCGGUGCGCUUUUCAUUUGGACUCGCGAGUUUUACCUUCACCUUUGGAAGCCGUACUUGCUGCGGCUGUGACAAAGUCCUACAAAACAGAGACGGAUUUACUUCACAAUGGGAUGGAGCACAGUGCUAGGGAGUGACGCAGGGUUUACCGAUGACUGUUACCUGACGCGCACCACAAAACAUGCAGAGCACAACGCUUGUACUUUCAGGUGGAAAGCACGGCACACAUAUCAGUUGCCCGUCUGCUGUCUGGACAAUAAAGAAUCAUUUUGAAAGCAUUGUAGUGAUUAUGUAUCAGAAUUUUUGGCCUAAACGGUUCAAAUGGCAGGUUCCAUCUGUCCAGCAUGGUGCUGCUCACUCCUGCUGCUGAGCUUCCCAAACACGAGUGGACGUCUGCAGAACACGCUCUAUGAAUUGUUUGGAGGUCUGCAAGAGCCUUUACACGAGAAGGUCCAGAACGAAAUAAGAGAACACAAAUUGCAAAUAUAACUCAUUACGGCAGUAGACAGUUCAGCACUGGGUUCAUUUACCGCUCUACGAGAUGUGAGCCAGUUUAGGAACCUGUCAGGAAUGGCAAGAGGAGCAAAUUUCAUCCAGAUGAUUGAUUGUUUUCCGGCAUACUGUGCUACCUGUGGCAGUAAUUGCACAGUGUCCCUCUUCCCUCCUGUAUGUAAUAUAAAUGGAAGUGAAAGUAAAUCACAGUGACUCUGAAAUAUUCACCGGUGAGUUCAGCCACUGAUGCCUGGGCUGCGAAGGCACCUCCGUCAGGAUGAAGCCGAAGUCCUGCACAAGACACGUGGUUCCUCUGAGCACCGGGAUGGCACUGGCUGCGUGAGCGGGGGCUCGAUGUUGCGCUGGUGUUCGCCCUAAUGCGGCAUUUCAGGAAAAACUGCUGAGUGGAUAAGUCGAUUCUAAUGUGGUCAGCGGUGUUUCAUCUGAAGGUUUAACACUUGUGACUUAUGAGAUGGUCAGAAAUAAUCAAUCCCAGCUGCAUGACUCCUGUUGCUUAAGGCCUGUGCGUUCCAGAAGUACUACAUACAUGUAUAGAUGAGAAAGAUGCAAACUGCCCUUAUUUCUCAAAGGCGCCGUUUAGAUAUUUAGUUGUCUUGAAAGGAAGGGUUUGGUCUUCGCUGAUGCUACAACUGGACAUGACGGUUGCACUUACUGAAGUGCUGUGAGUGUAUGUGUGUAUCCAGAUGGCCACUGGACUCAACCCAAGCUGCACACCAUCCACAUCACACUGUUUCUUCAGCACAUCCAGCUCUCACAUCACCGUGUGUGUGUGUGUGUGUGUGUGUGUGGGGCAGUAUGCAACAGCAAUGAGAACAUGAGUGUCCAGUGAGCAAUAAAGUGUCCAGUUAAA
Scleropages formosus (Asian bonytongue) is the source of this 7294-nucleotide messenger RNA. Its product is annotated as SH3 and cysteine-rich domain-containing protein 2-like. NCBI's taxonomy places the organism in Eukaryota, Metazoa, Chordata, Actinopteri, Osteoglossiformes, Osteoglossidae. Gene Ontology annotation, biological process: positive regulation of protein localization to plasma membrane; positive regulation of voltage-gated calcium channel activity; skeletal muscle contraction. The record is from RefSeq and is a predicted model, not a curated record. Gene Ontology annotation, molecular function: protein binding. The transcript has 11 exons. The coding region runs from base 643 to 1911 and encodes 422 amino acids.